CCGAGGCGGUGGGACUCCUCCUUGGCGGUGGGUGCGGCGAGGGUGCCCGCCCGUCGAGAGCCCCGAGUGAAGUCGCCCGGCGGAGCGCGGGACCUCGGCGACGCAGGGUGGAAGACACUUGGAAUACAUCCAGAGCACCUUGAAGAUAAGUUGGAGAGCUUCUGUCCUUAAUUCUAAGAUCCCAAGCGCUGUUUUGUUGAAAAAGAAGUAAAAAAUUACCUUCUUUAAAGAAACAGAACACUGCAGCCAAACUGCCAUGAUGCCUAACUAAAAUAGAAAGUGGAGCAUGGAUCAUGGACUUCCACAUGAUCUCUGACAGCAGCACGUGCCUGGACUUCAUCAUGGUCUGCAGUAGCGGUACAGACCAUGGACAUCAACAUGGCCCUUGUUGUAGCAUUGGCCAUGGACACCAUCAUAAUCCUUGGCAGCAACACAGGGCAAAGACAUCAACGUGACUUCAGGUUUUGCUUGGGCACAAACCUAUAUGUAUGAAGAAUAUUGAAAAGGGAAUUUUUCUUUUUCAAACAGUUGAAAUUGUAACAUUGAAAUUGUUCAUUUAAUAAUUGUUGAUAUCAACAUUAGAAGUUUUCUAGUUAUUAGAAAUUGAAAGUAAUGGCCGCAGAAUUUAUAAAGAGUUGUUGUAGAGGAUGUUUCUAUGGUGAAACAGAAAAGCACAACUUUUCUGUGGAAAGAGACUUUAAAGCAUCAACCUCAAAUAGCCAAAACGCCAUCAGCAUACCUCCAUUGACUUCUGUUUUAGUAAAGCCCCAAGUUGGCUGUAAUGAGGAUUAUUUGCUUUCCAAAUUACCAUGUGAUGGUAAAGAAGUACAAUUUGUGGUGCCCAGGUUUAAAUUAUCUUAUAUUCAGCCUAGGACACAAGGAACUCCUUCACAUCUGGGUGAACUGGAAGGAUCUGCCAGAGCAUCUUUUGGAGAUCAAAAGACAGAACUUUGUAGUUCAUUCUACCUUGGACCCAGCUAUGAUGUGUAUAAUCCAUGCUAUAUGUAUCAACACUUUUCACCUGAUUUAAGUAGGCGCUUUCUUCCUCAUUGUGAAACAAAAAAGUUAUAUGGAUCUGUUUGUGAUUUAAGAACCAGUCAACUUCCUGGUUCCCCUGGGCUAAGCAAAUCUAUGCUUGAUCUUACAACUUCAUCUCAGAGAUUCAUCCAGAGGCGUGAUUCAUUUUCCAGUGUGCCGAGUAGUAGUAGUUCUUCAAGAAAAAAUUCUCAGGGCAGUAACAGAAGUCUGGAUACAAUUACCCUAUCAGGAGAUGAAAGAGACUUGGGGAGAUUGAAUGUGAAAUUGUUUUAUAAUUCUUCAGCAGAACAGAUCUGGAUCACAGUUUUGCAGUGCAGAGAUAUAAGUUGGCCCUCUAGUUGUGGAGAUACUCCCACAAUUUCUAUAAAAGGAAUUUUAACAUUGUCCAAACCAGUACAUUUCAAAUCUUCAGCCAAAGAAGGUUCCAAUGUUAUCGAAUUUAUGGAAACGUUUGUAUUUGCUAUUAAACUUCAAAAUCUACAAGCUGUGAGACUUGCAUUUAAGAUUCAAACCCAGGCUCCCAAAAAGAAAACCAUUGGAGAAUGUUCUCUUUCACUCAGAACUCUCAGUACCCAGGAAAUGGAUUACUCGUUGGAAAUAAUACCACCUUCAAAAAUUUCUGCUUGCCAAGCAGAACUUGAACUGGGGACUUGUUUUCAAGCAGUAAAUAGCAGGAUUCAGCUGCAAAUUCUCCAAGCACAAUACCUUCCAAGUUCAUCAACACCUCUGGCUUUGAGUUUUUUUGUGAAGGUAGGGAUGUUUAGCUCAGGAGAGCUGAUUUAUAAGAAGAAGACACGCUUACUGAAGGCCUCCAGUGGAAGAGUAAAAUGGGAAGAAACUAUGAUUUUUCCACUUAUACAGACUGAAAAAGAAAUUGUUUUCCUUAUUAAGCUUUACAGUCGGAGCUCUGUAAGAAGAAAACAUUUUGUAGGCCAGCUCUGGAUAAGUGAAGACAGUAAUAAUAUUGAUGCAGUGAAUCAAUGGAAAGAGACAAUUACAAAUCCGGAAAAGGUUGUUAUCAAGUGGCACAAGUUAAAUCCAUUUUGAAGACUUCCGGCAUUAAUUUAGUCAAUUAAACUGUCAAGAGACAGGUUGACAUUGUUUUAGAAGAAACAUAAUUUCUAAAACUUAUAAUGAGUUCUAUCAGGUAAACAAAGUGAAUAAAAUGUUUUAAAUUGUUGCCAAAAUAUAAUAAAAUAAAAGGGUAGUAGUAUUAGUCCAACCUAAUGGGUUAUCAAAUCUAUAAAAAUAUCAAUCCUAGAUAGCUAUCUUUUUAAGCACUAUUAGACAUUUACAAGAUGCUACCACUUUUCCAGUGAUAGACAUGAUUAAUUAGAUCUUGGUUAUACCUUUAUAUCUUUAUAUGUGUUUUUCUCACAGCAAAAAUGGAUAGAGCCAUUUCAUUAAUUUUUUCCUGCAUUUGAAGAAAAUUGGUACCUUCUACUUGAAAUUUAUUUAUCUAUAAAUUAUUGCAUGGCCAUUUAUAAGCUGCUUAUUUCCUGUAGAAUUGGAGAAUUAUUUACAUUUUUCAAAAAAUAAAUAAAGCUUGGAGCUAGCAGGAUUCCUUGCUGGGAAAGGAGCUUGUUCCCAGACUGAUAAAAUUUGAGUUCCAUCCCUGUAAUGCAACAUGGUGGAAGGAGAGAACCAAUUCCUUAAUAUCACAUGUAUACCAUAAACACACACACACACACACACA
Messenger RNA from Apodemus sylvaticus (European woodmouse), 2734 nucleotides. It is a transcript of the gene Tc2n, whose product is annotated as tandem C2 domains, nuclear. Bases 613 to 2085 code for a protein of 490 amino acids. Lineage: Eukaryota; Metazoa; Chordata; Mammalia; Rodentia; Muridae. The record is from RefSeq and is a predicted model, not a curated record. The transcript has 15 exons. Gene Ontology annotation, cellular component: nucleus.